Messenger RNA from Tigriopus californicus, 4048 nucleotides. RefSeq lists its product as uncharacterized. The transcript has 3 exons. Bases 1137 to 3893 code for a protein of 918 amino acids. The record is from RefSeq and is a predicted model, not a curated record. Gene Ontology annotation, molecular function: guanyl-nucleotide exchange factor activity. NCBI's taxonomy places the organism in Eukaryota, Metazoa, Arthropoda, Copepoda, Harpacticoida, Harpacticidae. Gene Ontology annotation, biological process: regulation of ARF protein signal transduction; actin cytoskeleton organization.
CUCAUUUUCUUUCAUCGACUCUUGAGUUUCAAGGAAGUCGACGGACGACCCUCUUCUCGCUCUGUAUCUCUCCUAAGGUGAGCCGCCAAGUGGAGAAUUAUUAUCAUUAUUCGUAUUGACUCUGGUGUGCCGGUGGACAACAACAAAUUCGGGGCUUCAAAUCGUGGACGACCUGUUGCGGUAUGUUGGCUUUCGGGAUUGGGAAUGGACCGCUUGGUUGACUGGCUGACUGACUGGAUGGAUGGAUCGGGGGUAGUUGUCUACUCCAGGAAGAUCUCUCUCUUGAAGACACUUGGAGUGGUGGCCAUCGCUCAUCAUCAUCAUCUUCAUGGAAAAACGUCACAGACAGAGUAGCUGAUCCCAAAGCCUGAUAACUGCGAGUUCGUGGUCAGCACGACGUCGUCAUUGUAAUUGGCGUUUAGAGGCGUUUCAUCCCUCCUCCACCACCUUCAAUUUACCCAAGUUCUCCUUAGACCAUAGCGAGAGAGAGAGAGAAAGACUUCCUCUCCCUCUCUCUCUCUUUCUUAGUCAGUGUCCGUAGUACCUUUUUCGUUGGAUACCUUUGGACGCAAUCCCUCGCCCAUCUCGGGGAUCUCGCUCUCUCCCUCUCCUUCUCGGUCGGUCAUUGGAAUGAUCUGCCUAUCCACGGACGGACAAAAACUGCUGAACGAACGAACGAACGAACGAACGCACCCAGUCGAUUCCAGCACUUGAGCGUCUUUUGGCUGUUGUUGUCCCCUCGUUCAGCCAGCUGAAUUGCACGCAGAUCCACGGACACUCAAAAAGAGCACGGACGAUCGAGAAGAAAGGAAUUGAAGAAGAAGUUCUCCAGUUGACAAUAAGACGUUUGGCAAGAAACAAGUGUACUGGUUCCUCAUUAUUAUUAUUAUUGUGAUAUUCGAGCUUCGCGGAGACCUGUGUGUCACGGUGUGAGUGUGCUUGUUUCGGCGAGACGAGUGUCGAACGCUAUUGGACUGGAACACUCUAGCCGAGUAAGUGGGGGUCAUCAAGAUGUUGGCCUUGUCUAAUGUACACCCCCAACCCCACCCAACCCCCAAGAGGUCAAAUAGAGGUGAAGUGAGCAUUUGAGUCAUGAGAUGUGGAGUGAUAAAUGAGAGGUUCUUGUUGACCAAGGCAUGGGAGACCCUCAGAAGUUCUUUAAGAGCAAGAUGAAAAGCCAUCACAACAAUAGAAGUGAGUUCGGUGGUGUGGUGGGGACGAGUAGCAAGAGGUCUCCCCCAUUAACCAUUAAGCGGAUUGGCAGCUCUCAUGCCCAGUGGCAGGACUUCAUCGACCGAGAGCAAAGCUCCGUGGAUCAACUCAUGAAGGAGAGCUUUGCUCAAUUCUGCCAAGAUCACCAAUACAAUAUUGAACAUUCCCAUCCCUCGGGUGGAUCCCAGCAUUUGCACCCCACCGGGCGAAGAAACAGUUUUUCCUCCGACAAACGCCUGGAUGCCGAGAAGGUGGCCAUGAAAGAGUUUGCAUCCCAUCAUCCAUUAACCCUACCCAAAUUUGGAAGUCUACAACGUCAUUCACCCAACAAAACGAAGUUGAGUGCUUCAGCUUCUGUGGGGAUGCCAAUCUCCACAAUGCCUCGGCGAUCACCUACCAAGAGGCUUGACGAGCCGAAAUCGGCUCUAUUCAUCAACGAAGAUGACCUGGACACACCUUUCCAACAUCUGAUAAGAAGGAAAGACUCUCAAAGUGGUGCCAUGAACCCUCCUCCCUUUCAGGGCUCGUUUCGAGUUUCCCCGCCAAAACGGUCACCCUCACCCAUGGGGUCAGUUAUGCCCCCUGGGAUCCACGAACUUGAGACGCUCUAUGCUCCGAUGAAGAACCUCAUGUCGCCCUUGCCCAAUGCGAGGAAAUAUUCCGGCAACACCAUGCCUGCAUUGCAUCCCUUGUUGAAUUUCCGCUCCAAUGAACCUCUUUCUCCGAGAGUCCGCGACGACGACCUGGAAUCCGAGGCCUGUUCAGUCAUCUUUGAUGUGCCCCCUCCUCUGCCACCUAUUCAAUCCCAUGCUAUUCUCCAAGAGAGCUUAGGUCAUGAGAUUCCGAGGAAUCCGUUAAGGAGCCAAAAAAUUGGAGAUUGGUCGAUGAAAGCACCCCCAUUGCCACCCAAACGAUUUGAAGAGGGAUCCGCUCGCCGUCCCAGUCAUCUCGACUUGGCACCAAAUCCAAGCCCUGUCAAUACUGGAAUCUAUGCCAAUGCCAAUUCUGUCCUGCACCGAUCUAGUCUCAUGUCCACGGGGUCAUCGGAAAAUAGCGAUUCUAGUUUGCCCUCAUUCGAGACCGAGGUCCCCGUUACCCCGGUCACUCCCGGCUCGGAACAAGAAGUGUUUUCUUGGCCAAACUAUCGUGUUUGGGGCGAAUCUCCGUCUCCAAGUGAAGAGCACCGCAGUGUGAGUCAGAUUGGUGAGCCUCCCGAGUCUCCAGCGGCCUCGGAUUGCUCCGGACCGAACUCGUUGAACACGAGUGCCAAUGGAAGUAGUGCCAUUUAUUUGAAAAUGAAUAGCAGGUUUCCCUCUGUUGACAAGGACACGCAUUACAUGAACAUUCUUUACAAUGCAGUGCAAAAGCAAGGCGGUGGGGGUUCUGUCGAAUCUGCCAUGUCCCCAUAUAUCGCCAUGACAUCUAACAACAAAAACAACGUCAAGUUACUUCCCAAUGCCAAUGUGGAAGUGGUGUCUGCCAUUUAUGCCAAUCCUCUCUUGAGCACGAAUGGUCGGAAGCAAUCCCGAAGUGCCCGAAAGAAAUUGUCCUCCACCACCUCGUCGGGAGCGACACCCAGUUCGGCGAUUCUUCGAGCCAAGGCCCUGGCUGAAUUCAAGGAACUCAUGCUGGAAGUGGAACAGAAGCGGCAUUAUCGUGUGGGCUUGAAUCUGUUCAACUCGAAGCCCGAUCUUGGAAUCGAGUACUUGGCACGGAAAGAUUUCCUCGAGCUCAAUCCCGAAGCCAUCUCCAAAUUUCUCCACACGAACUCGAACUUGAGUCGAGAAAAGAUUGGCGAGUACUUGGGCAACCUCCAGAGUCCAUUCAAUAUGCAAGUGCUCUCUUGCUUCAUUCAAGAGUUCAACUUUGCCAGUCAGAGGAUCGACAAGUCUUUACGGCGUCUGCUUGAAGUGGUGCGUGUGCCUGGGGAGGCGCAAAAAAUCGAAAAGAUUAUGGAAGUGUUUGGCCAACGUUACUCUCAAUGUAAUCCCAACUUUGCCAACAAGCUCAAGAGUCCAGACUCGGUGGUAACUCUUGCGUUUGCUGCCAUGCUCCUCAACACGGAUCUCCACACUCCCAAUGUCAAAGACGAGAGACGAAUGAGUCUCGAGGAUUUCACCAACAAUCUUCGAGGUGUCGAUGCGGAUCAAGAUUUUGAUCCGAAGCUCCUGAAGAGCAUCUAUAAAGGGAUCAAGAAGCAUGAGUUUGUGAGCGGAGUGGAUCAUGUUGUUCAGACCCAGCUCAUUCAUGGCAGCAUCCACGGGGUGCCCCGGAAGACCCUGCAUCUGGCCGAAGCCCAUCGCCGACUGGUGUGUCUUUGUCGUUUAUAUGAGGUGAUCGAUAUCAAUGCCAAGAAGGAACCGACCACCUCGUUGCACCAAAGGGAUAUCUUCCUCUUCAAUGAUCUCCUAGUCGUGACGAAGCAGUCUAGCAAAUCUACCAAAAACAAUCCCAUGUACGCGUACAAAGACAAUUUUCUGCUCCGCAAUCUGGAGGUGACGCUCUUCCACACUCCCGUGUAUAAGUUCGGGAUUCAAAUCACCCAGAAAAGAGAUAAUCGCGUGCUUAUCACCUUGAAUGCCAGUACCGAGCACGACCGCUACAAGUUUGUCAUGGAUUUACAGGAAUCCAUCUAUGAAAUGGACCUCAUGGAUCGGGUGCUCAGUGAAUUCAACCGAUAGCGGCCAAUGGAAAGAAACGAAACGCGAUCGAUUCGGUGCUAACAAACUUUGAACUUGUCAUGUCAUGCUGUAUUUUUGUGAAUCUUGGCUCCGACCAAAUCAUUUUUUCUUAUGACAAAAAGACAAAUAUAUUCACAGCAUAUACUAAACGAUAA